AUGAGACCCAAGGCAGAGCUGGACAAAUACGGUGUUCACUUCAGUUUGGAUAAGCGAGCCCGCUGGGAACACCGCGAGAUGCUGCGUCUCUGGCAUGGUCUGUCAACGGAACUGGGCGCUACUCUCUCGCCAACGGCUCCCAUUCGCACCUGCCUCUUGUCUGACUUUGCGCGUCUGCCUGCGGUCGAGGCCUCCGCCUGGCUGCCCCCUGACGAGGUCAUUCACAUGGAAGCAACUGCCGAUGAUAUAUUUGUACCCGAGAAUGACAACCAGCCAAUAAUCAAUCCGUUCACCCGGCUCUGCCUGGUUGGUUCGUCCAGUUUGGCCUCAUUUUCAGGUGCCCUCCCUCGGUUAGGCCUCUUACUGACCCUGACAGAAGCACAGAGACAAUUAGAUGAGAAAUGGGAGCCAUCUAACCGAUUUUUCACCAGUCUUUGUGACGGGGCCGGUUGA
Molecule: messenger RNA, 453 nt
Organism: Dibothriocephalus latus
Lineage: Eukaryota; Metazoa; Platyhelminthes; Cestoda; Diphyllobothriidea; Diphyllobothriidae
Source: the annotation of a GenBank genome assembly